GCAAAACAGGUCUGUCACACAACACACACACACCGCACACACAAGACAAAACUUCUACUGUAAGUGUCUACGAUUUUACUACUUGUCAUCAUAGGAAAAUAGUACUACAUGGACAGGAAUAGCCCGGACUAUCUACUGGUUAGUAAAAAAUUGGAAUUGCCGGUUGACAAAACACAUCAUGAACAGUCCAUCACUCACUGCGCUAAGCUUGAAGACACAGUUCUUGAGUUUAUUAUCAACCAGCAACCUCACUACGGAGGAGGAGCGAGUUACACAAAGCAGCCCAACCCCCUCCCUAGCUGAAUCCUGGUGGGUCCGAUUAUGUGAACACUACGCUGAAGAUGGAAGACACUACCACACAUUGGAUCACAUCGCAGCAAUGUUUAGGCUCUUCAGCACAUAUAAGAGUAAGCUGACGUCACAUGAAGCGGUUGGAUGGGCGAUCUUCUUCCAUGAUGUGAUCUACAACCCUAAGGCAGGAGACAAUGAAGAGCAAAGUGCCGAACUGUUCAGAUCGUUUGCCGGGGAAUGUCUGAUGGACAGCGACACGGAAUUGGUGCAAGAAGUGGAUAGGUUGAUUCGCCUUACCAAGAUGCAUAGCACUGAAGCACACCAAGUAUCUGGCAUGUACGGUAGCAGUGAUGAGCAUUACUUUCUAGACUUUGAUAUGCAAGUGUUGGGAUUACCAGAAACGGAGUACGCCUGCUACGCUCAGAAGAUUAGAGCAGAAUACAUUCAUGUACCUGAGAUGCAGUAUAGGACGGCUAGAGCACAGAUCCUGAAAGAAUUUCUGAAGACGCCCAACAUCUUUGCUACUCAAGACUUUCGAGAGCUUUACGAGAUACAAGCAAGGGACAACAUCAAACGGGAAAUACAACAGCUAGAAUCAUGACCAUCGUUAUAGUUAAGUAAAUCAACGACAAUAGGGUUGCUUUUUCGACCUUGUAUUUAUUACAUAACAUAAUUACAAAAUCUAUUACAAAUGUAUCAAGUGUAAAUAGAUUAGGCAUUAAUAGAAGUACAGUAUCAUUAUGUUUUGACCCUAACACUGUACACUCGGUACUUUCCCCUCCCGAGUUCCGUGAUGGAAUCCACAGGCAAAUCAGUUGGGUGUGAUUUGAACCCACGGCCUUUGCAUUGCUAAAGCAGAGGUGGAUUGCACGAAGAGUUAAGACUAGUCUUAUCUCUAAUUAGGGCGAGUUACUCGUCCUAACUUGGGACUAGCUGUACUCUUUGUGAAAUCGACCCAAGAUGUCUUACUGUACCGCUAGAUCACUGAGAUUGCCUUAAAGGGAAGGUACACGUUUGGUAAUUGUCAAAGACCAGUCUUCUCACUUGGUGUAUCCCAUCAUGUACAUAAAAUAACAAACCUAAACAAAAAUAAACAAAUUAAAUUUUGUAUCCCUGAAAAAAAUAAUAUCAAUUAAUAGUAGUGUAAUGAUUAAUUCCACAAGUAGUGUUCUCUUUAUCCCAUGUCAUUCAGUUAGUGUUACACGUGCAUCACCAGGAAUCAAAAGGCCUUAAAUUUAAAUAUUUGUGGCGGCAAGGCCUUUUCUAGUCUAUGAGAAACAACAACAAAUUUACUGUAACGGGAUUCGAACCUGAGACCUGGAGCAGUCUGAACUUGAAUGUGUAGCUAUUAGUUAAAAUGAAAUAUUUUCUCUUGGUCCCAAAAUGAAAUUGUCUACAGUACCUUUUUAUACCUAAAUAACAUUUAAUUGCAUUGCUGUUUUAUGUACAUGUCUUCCAAAGGUACUGCAAACUAAUAGUUGUACAUAGUGACUCUACCUCUGAAAACUAUUAAACACAACUGAUAACCAAA
Messenger RNA from Asterias rubens (European starfish), 1822 nucleotides. RefSeq lists its product as uncharacterized. The transcript is spliced from 5 exons. NCBI's taxonomy places the organism in Eukaryota, Metazoa, Echinodermata, Asteroidea, Forcipulatida, Asteriidae. The record is from RefSeq and is a predicted model, not a curated record. The coding region runs from base 179 to 892 and encodes 237 amino acids.